This is a messenger RNA of Suillus subalutaceus, 372 nucleotides long. RefSeq lists its product as uncharacterized. The record is from RefSeq and is a predicted model, not a curated record. The coding region runs from base 1 to 372 and encodes 123 amino acids. NCBI's taxonomy places the organism in Eukaryota, Fungi, Basidiomycota, Agaricomycetes, Boletales, Suillaceae. The transcript is spliced from 4 exons.
AUGUGCACGAACAUGAAGUUGACAUUCAAGAUGAUAAUGUACGUUCUACGGCAGUAUGGGGAGGUUGGGGAGAUGGAGGAGCAGGCUGGGGCAGAGGAGCAGGCUGGGGUAGAGGAAGGGCGUGCCGAGACCUUUGCCGUUACACGAUCCGCGAUGAUGUUAUGGGACUACGCACAGGAGAUCGCACAAGACAGGACGGAAUUCGCGUAUGCUCAUCCAGAGGCGCCUCGCCCCGCUCACCCGCCCAUCCAGAUGUCGCGCCGCGACAAAUGCCUGCUUGCAUUGAUGGUGGAGGAUAGGCGUGAGGCGGUGAUUCGGCUAUGGGAGGAGUUGAAUGAGAUCAAGCGCCUGUUGGGUUUAGAGAAUAUUUAG